This is a messenger RNA of Zymoseptoria tritici IPO323, 351 nucleotides long. RefSeq lists its product as uncharacterized. The transcript is spliced from 3 exons. Bases 1 to 351 code for a protein of 116 amino acids. Lineage: Eukaryota; Fungi; Ascomycota; Dothideomycetes; Mycosphaerellales; Mycosphaerellaceae. The record is from RefSeq and is a predicted model, not a curated record. Gene Ontology annotation, biological process: mitochondrial electron transport, cytochrome c to oxygen. Gene Ontology annotation, cellular component: mitochondrial inner membrane.
AUGGCUGGCGACCCGGACCCGCAUGACCCGCAUCACGAGGAGAGCUUUGAGGAGUUUACCGCGAGAUACGAGAAGGAGUUCGAGUCCGUUCAGGAUGUUUUCGAGCUUCAGCGCAACCUCAACAACGCUUUCGCAUACGAUCUCGUGCCAUCUCCCUCCGUCAUCAUCGCUGCGCUCCGAGCUGCUCGCCGGGUCAACGACUACCCUACCGCUGUGAGGGUGUUUGAGGGUAUCAAGGCCAAGGUCGAGAACGUCGGUCAAUACGAGGAGUACGUCAAGGAGUUGGAGGGAAUCAGGCUGGAGCUUGGCAUCAACCUCAAGGAGAACAUGUUUCCAGAGGCUUCGUCGUAA